Messenger RNA from Ostrea edulis (European flat oyster), 7572 nucleotides. RefSeq names its product helicase with zinc finger domain 2-like. The record is from RefSeq and is a predicted model, not a curated record. Gene Ontology annotation, molecular function: RNA binding; RNA nuclease activity; 5'-3' DNA helicase activity. Bases 243 to 6587 code for a protein of 2114 amino acids. NCBI's taxonomy places the organism in Eukaryota, Metazoa, Mollusca, Bivalvia, Ostreida, Ostreidae. The transcript has 18 exons.
GCUAUUUAUAAUUUCUGAUUUUCCACGAAUUGUUUACAUUUUACUGCGGCAGGGCACGUACCACAAUAAAGAAACGCUGAUUUCGAGAAAUUAGUUUGGAAUUUUCCCAUUGAUAUUAAAAGGUUGAUCCAAACAUGUAAUAUUUCAAACACAAGUCAACAAGACAGAGUGAAUACACGAGAAAAAUAUACCAGUUUGGAUCGAUGUACAUGUAAUAUAUAUAAAAAGGGUAAUCGACCAGGAUGGAAACGGACUCGGACUGGCCGAAGUUUCUCCAGAAAGCACACGUCUGCUUUCAGAAUGGUGACAUCGCCAACGCCAAAAUAUCUGCAUCACAGCUAUACGAUUCCAUUGGUUUGUUUUACCAAGAGGAGAUGGACGACACAGUGGUUUGUGAUGCUUACAACCAAUGCAUGGCUGUGUCCCUCAUGAUCAAUGACUACAGUUUGGCAGUAAAGUGUUUUUACAGACAGAGAUUUCACUCACAAGAAUAUAUGAACCCUGGAUUGAUGUGGAAUGACGUUUUAACAAAUCAAGAAAUAAACUUGGCUCGGAAACUGAAGAUGAUACGUGACGCAAGGUCAAUCAUUGAGGAGUAUGAGAGUACACGUGGUACAAAUACGUGUUUCUCAGUACAUAUGAAGGAAAUACAGCUGUGCUACAGAACGGUGCACAGGAUCUACGGUGCAGAAAAAUCAAACACAGAAUUCAUUUUACGUGAAAUUCUGCAAUACGAUAUCAGCAAUGGAUGGAAACUACUGAAUGAAAAAAAGCCUGAAGUGGUGUGUGACCUUUGCAAACAUCUUUCAGUUACGAAAAGUCAUUCAUCAGACCCUAAUUUAACAUUGGUGAUGGAGCUCUGGGCGCAUGCUCUUGAGCAGCGUGGAAUGCUGGAUGUAGCCAUCAGCAAGGUCGAAAAUGCCAUAGCUAUGGCGGGAGCGACUCACGACAUGUCCUCCUUUGAGGGUUUACUAAAUAGAUUGAAAACGAAUGCUGUCAAAAUGCAUCAAGAUCCACCGAAGGCAAAGCAGGGUACUGCAACUGUAAAAGGAGCAGAGAAGGGUAUAUCGAAUGCGAACAAACAAGAACAAAAAAAGAAAGAAAGAACACGUGAAAGAAAAGUUAAGAAACUGAGAAAAGAACAAAAUAGCCUGGAAGAAUCGGACAUCAUAGAAAGGGAAGGUUCUGAAUUAAAUUGUCCAAGAGUUGAUGGAUUACGCGAAACUACAGAGACUGAAGUGGUGCCCACCUUGAGAGACGACUCUCCAAAAACCUGGAAAGACGUCACAGAAUUUGACUUGCCUAUUAGCAGGCCAGGACGGAAAAGACGACGUAAUCGUACUGGUGACUCUGGUUUGUCCUCUAUUGGAAACGGAACAGGAACUGCAGACGAGGGAAGCGAGGUUAAUUCAGGGGGGUCCGGCAUUUUUUCUAACAUGCACGUAGUAGAAUCAGAUGAAAGUGAGGAAGAAUACCGACCACUGCCUUCAGGUCCAUCAAAUGAUCUUCAGUUCAUUGAGCAAACAUCGUAUUCUAGCCCGCGUUAUAUCAACGAUACAAACGUAGAGGAUGAUCACCAGGAAGAUACGUUUUUCAGUGAGAGUUGCGACCGUAUGUUACAAACCAAGGAAAAGGAAUUGAGCACAAUGCUUGAUAUUAACGAACAGAUAUUGCGAAAUGGGUUGGAGUUGUCGGAUCGGUUUAUUGGAAGCUUUAAGAGAAGCAAAAUGAAAUUUUCUGAGUAUCCAGAUUUGUACUCAAAGGAAGAAUCAUUGCAGCUUUGGUCUAGGAAUCGAAAAAAGUACAAACACUGUAGAAUUACCAUUGAAACGUCCCAUGGAGCAGUAUGUACAGUGCUGGAUGAAAAAGACAAAGUCAAAACCAUAGAAAUAUCUGGCAGGUCAAAAUGUGGGAAGGUUUAUAACGAAGACGAAGUUGUAGUAGAAGUUCUCAACGAAUGCCCAAAAGUAGAUGUUAUUCCACGUCUAAAUAAAACUAUCAAUGUUAGACCGCAAAGUGACGAAAAAUUGUAUGGCAAAGUGGUUGGAAUAACCAAGAGAACGCGUUUUCCCACGAUCAAAAACCCGGUAUUUCUUUGUACAUUUGAUGAUUUCGAAACACACUUGAUGAAGCCACGAUGCAAGACUGUCCCGAAAAUUAGCAUUCUACACAACAAUUGUCAGAAUAAGUUCCAAGUGGAGACAUAUAGGUAUGAUGAGAAUACAAAUGAUUUAAAAUUUGAAGGAUUGAAGGCAAUUGAUCCGGCUAACCGCAAAGGAUAUUUGUGCCUUGUUUGUCUAAUUUGUUGGAAUGAGCUUUAUCCUGUUGGAGCAGUUCUCUCCAUACACAGCUACAGUGACAAUACAAAUUCCAGCUUGAAGGUUUUGUGUCUUCAAAACCAAAUACCGACUCAUUACAAUGAAGAUACUGUGCAGUUGACAAAUGAUAUAGUUCAGAAUCCCCUUUUAGAGAGCGCAGAGGAGCUCAGAGAACACGUUGCUGAUGACCUCAUGGUCUUUACAAUCGACCCCCCAGGAUCCAAAGAUUUAGACGACGCACUGAGUGUGAAAAAGAUAGGAGAGGAUCGCUACGAAAUUGGAGUGCACAUUGCUGACGUAGCAAGUAUAGUGGUAAAAGGUGAUGCCAUCGAUAAAGAAGCUAAGGAAAGAUCAAGAACCUUUUAUCCUGGAGAAGGUUGUCGACCUCAUCACAUGUUACCAGAGCCUCUUAGCACACAUAUUUGCAGCCUUUUGCCAAACGAAAAUAGGAGUGCAAUUUCUGUAUUUUUUGUUGCUACUUCCUCUGGGGAUGUGCUGAACAUGUCAAAUCCAACAAUCAAAAGAACAAUUGUAAAGUCGUGCCGUCAGUUAACGUACCAAGAGGCCCAAUCAAUUAUAUCUUAUCAGCAUGAAAACACAGAACCAGAAUUAGAGCAACAAAUUCGUGUUUUAAAUGCGAUUGCAAAGGAACGACGGAAGAAACGUCUUGGAAAUAAACGUUUUGCCUUCCCAUUUGAACCCGAAUGCAUGGGAAGUAACGACAGCUAUUACUCUGCAGAAGAUGCUCAUAAUCUUGUGGAGGAAUACAUGAUUUUGGCAAACCAUUUUAUUGCUAACUUUCUGUUGGAUAAAUACCCACAUUGUGUGCCACUCCGUGUCCAGGAAGAACCUUCAGCAGAGACAGUGAGAGAAUGGAUGGGGUCAUACCCUGUCAUUGGGAAUUUCGUUCUUGGAAUUCAACAUUUGCCUUUACCAGACAAAACGGCGAUUGAAGUGCGUAAAGUGCCAUCAUUGAGAUGGAAUAAAAUCUUUCCCAUUCAGCUUCAUGUGUGGAAAAAACUUACCUCGGAUUUAAGGGAAUCAAAAUUUGAAGAGGUACAACGUGUUGUUGGAACAGAUGCAAUUCAUCCACAGCAGGCAUUAGCAUUGGAAGCAUGGAUUUCUUUUCAGGAGACCGCAGAAUACAGAUGUUCUGGAAAUUUGGGAAGAAGAAGCGGUUGUCUUCACUUUUCCCUAGGAAUUUGCCGAUACACUCACUGUACUUCUCCUAUUCGCAGAUACUCGGAUAUCAUAGCCCAGAGAUUGAUUCAUGCAGCACUUGAUGGAAGAAAUUCUCCGUACACAAAGGAGGAGGUGGAAAGAAUAUGUGAAAACAUUAACAAUGUCACAAAACGAGAGAAAGCGUUUGAAAAACAGUGUUUUGCUCUUCAUUUUGGAAAGAAACUUUCGAGAAAACCAGUUUUGUGCAAUGCCAUGGUCCAAAAUGUCUCGGAGAAAGAAGUAUCGUUGCAUUUCCCAGGAAUGAGGAAACUUCCAAAAGACUGUAAAGAUAUUCCUUAUCACAUGUUAAAAGUCAGUGCUAAACCAGUGGUGAAGCCUGGUGAAGACUCAAAAUCAUUUGCUUCACUAUUGUGGCAACAACGACUAUACUCAUUUACAGGAUACGCCCCCAAAAUACGGCUUAUGAACAAAGGACUCCCGGUACGGAUUGAUCCACACCAACGAGUGACCUAUCAACAGUUGCCGAAAUGGCAGAAGAUCCUUAAAGCGAUAUUGGACAGUAGGCAUUCCCAGCUUAAAGGAGCAUUCUUUGGAACGGAUCACCCUGAUGUGAACAUGAGUCAAUCCGUACCUGCAUGCUUCAACACAGAAGCUGACGUUAGCUCAGAGGUUAGAGACGGCAACGUCAUACAACAAUGUUGCGAAUUCAGCAUGAGUGUAAGUCAUGGUCAGAUUCUAGCUGUGCAGUUGAUGGCAGAACCAAAAAAGGGAGUUAUGGUACCCUCAGUCCAAAUGGUGGAUGUUACAAACAAUGUGAAAUUAUGUCUUCAGCACAUUACGGAUCCAGUGAAGUGUUUUGCAAGUUAUUAUACCAAAACAGUUCCAAACCAAAUCAAAUCUCCUGUCGAGUACACGAGAAUAUGGCUGAACAUCUUUCGUAUGGAGUCAGCUGUGAAAAUGGCCCAAAGCAUUCCUGUUGUCAUCAAUGAUUUACCGAUUCAAUUUUCUGGAGGGCCAGACAGCAGUGAUUGUAUCUUUGUAUUACGAAAUUCAUUCUGUCUGAAAAGAGACAUAGAAUUUGGAUGCUUGUCACAGAGAAUGAUAAUCUUUGGGGAGGAAAAUAACGAAGAAGAGAAAGAGUCGCAAUAUCUUUUAAGUUCAGAUUGUGUAUGUAUUAGAUGCGACCUUGUGAAAGGAAUACCUUCUCGUUUUACCAAUGACACCUCACCCAAUGACAGACACAUAUGGAUAGGUCACGGAGAAAUCAGCAUCUUGCAAAAAGGGAAAAAGAACGGCAAAGUGAAAAUACACAUUCGUUUGCACAAGGACAGUCCACGACCAACUCUAGAAAUGUGUUCCAAUCCACCACCUCGAUGUAGCAUUGAACUCCUUCAAAAAUCUGAUGCAGACAAGCGCGUUGAAGCAACGUUAAGUUGUCUUGGUAAAGCAACAGAUUUGGCAAAAGCAAUUGCAUUGGGAAAUAAGAUCUCGAGACUCGACAAGGCUCAUUUCGACUUGUCCCAGAAAAUAGAAGCUGAUGUGACAAUUUGUAGAUUAGCACCAAACAACAUUCAACAGUUGAAAGCGAUAAAACGUGCUUUGGGUAAUCGAUUCAGCCUUAUUCAAGGACCACCGGGUACGGGGAAAACAUACACAGGAAUAAAGCUCAUCUAUCUGUUUGUGAAAAUUAACGAAAUUCUGCGAAAGGAAGGAGGUGAUCACAAGCAAGUUGUAUUCUGUGGACCAUCCAACAAAUCUGUGGACUUGGUUGCUCGCUGGAUGCUAAACAAAUUCGAUGAUCAUACGCCCAAUAUUGUGCGCAUGUAUGGCAGUUCGUUGGAAAACUCUGUUUUUCAUAUCCCCGGAAGAGAUUACACCAGUAGAACCUCGUGCAAAGAUAACAGACCAGAUCGCGAAUUGACAAAUAUCUCGCUACAUCAUCGUAUUCGUGAAGAGGGCAAACCGUAUGCCGAAGAAUUAAGGAACUAUGAUAACAUGUUCAAGAAUAACCCAAGUUUCUCUGAUCACAGCGAAAUAGGAAAUUAUAAGAAAGUUUGCAGCAAGGCUUGCCAGGAAGAAUUAAAACACUAUGAUGUCAUAUUUUGUACCACUGCUGUUGCUACAAAUGCAAGGUUUUUGAAGGCUACAAAAGGAAAAAUUUAUCAAUUGAUUAUUGACGAGGCUGGAAUGUGCACUGAACCGGAAACCCUUGCACCAAUCAUCGCCACCAGAGCAGAACAGGUUGUUCUUAUUGGUGACCACAAGCAGCUUCAGCCUGUAGUGCUUUGCAAAGAGGCAGCAUCACUUGGAUUGGAAAAAUCAUUAUUUGAACGAUAUGCCAGUCGAGCUGUGUUCCUCAACUGCCAAUAUAGAAUGAAUCCCAGAAUAUGCGAUUUCCCGUCAGAACAGUUUUACCAGAAUAAGUUGGAAACGAUGCCUUCUAUAGCGUGGAAGGUGAGGGAACCCUUAUCCCUUUGGAAUUUUCCGAUGGUACCACACUUGUUUUGUCAUGUUGAAGGUGUAGAGGAGUCCUUAAGUGUCACCACAGAGGAAGGAAAUCAGCAAUCAAAAAGCAAUAUGGCCGAAGUAGAGCAAGUGGUUCGAAUCUUCAGUGAGCUGGUUAUUCGUGAAAAAGUGGGUCACAAACAAAUCAACAUCAUAUCUCAGUACAACGCCCAGUGCUACGCUAUAAAAAAGGCACUAGAAAAGCAUAAAUUCAUCAAUUUCAACGUGAACACUGUUGUAGCAAGUCAAGGUGGUGAGUGGGAUUACGUGAUAUUCAGCACCGUCAGAUCACUCCCAGAAUACAGAAUAGAACCCAACCCAACCCUAGGCUGGUGUAAACAAAAUCUUGGGUUUAUCACUGACCAACAUCAGAUCAACGUGGCCCUUACACGGGCAAGGAAAGGACUCAUUAUCAUAGGAAACAAACAGCUGAUGAAAUGCGACAAAGUUUGGAACAACUUACUAACACACUACGGUCGAAAAGGCUGCGUCGUGGACGUGGAAUCUGUUAAAUCCAGGCGCCAAAAGAAACCGAGAAAGAUCCGAGAGGCUACAGAGGAAGAAUUCAAAGCUUUAACUUAAUCAGAGAAUCAAAUUUAAGUAGGCAUGGUCCUACAGUACUUCAGUUUGUUGUACAUCAGGGGUUUUCUCGCAUUGGCAGUGUAAAAGUGUGUAGAUGGCAAUAUUGUUAUUCUGUUUAUUUCUGUAGGUAUUGUUGAAAAGUUUUUGUUAAGUAUAUAAUUAUAUUUUGUUUUGAUUUUUUUUUUAUUCAAUGCUUCAAGGAAUUCAUCCUCCUAGGCACCUGUUCCAACCUCUGGUGUGUCCAGGGGUCCGUGUUUGCCCAACUAUAUAUUUUGUAUUGCUUGUAGGAGUUGAGAUUGAUCACUGUUUUUAUCUUCACCUUUCAUCAUGAAUAGUUUUCAUAAAGUAUUUAAAAUAUUGUUUAUUUUAGGAAUGUUUUGUAUAAUCAAUUUCCUCUCUCGCUGUAUUGAAUAUAAUGAAUUUUCAUCGUCACCUGUAUCAUAUGUAUAUAUAUAUAUAUAUAUAUAUAUAUAUAUAUAUAUAUAUAUACAUGUAUAUAUAUCAACAUAUCCUUCAUCUCAUUAUUAAGUAUUGUGGCACCGGUGACAUAUCUUCUUUUGAAAUGUAUAAAUUUGUCAUUUAAAGAUCUCUAAUAAUAAAAGAGCAUUAUGAUGAUACAUUAUCACAGUUUAAACUUUGUUUUGAUAUAAUCUUAUUUUUGUUCCAACGUAUUUAUUGAUCUGCACUAACUGUGAUAAAAUAGAAUUGAGAUUUUCGUAACAUAUUUUAUACUGUUGACUCAAGUGUCAAUUUCUGGUUACUGUAAUAUCCUAUGUUAAUUCAUUACUGGUAUCUUAUGUGUGUGUGUUUUUUUAUAUUGUUAUUUUGAUACACGUGUAUGACCAUUUUAAAUUAUUACUUUGUUUUCUUGUUCGAGUUUUGUAAUUUUUUAAAACUUUUGUUCUUUAAACAUUUUUGUCUUUUCAUGAAUAUUUUUCAUUGUUAUCAACCAUUUCUUUUAAAUAAAUUAACAAAAAUUAACAAA